AUGUCAGAAAUUGAAAAGAUGCACUAUGUACCUAAAGAAGUUGUUAGGAUAGAAAGUAUCCUAUCAAAAGACAUGAGUUUUAGUGCAAAAUCAAAAUUUUAAAAGUUUAAAAACAAGAACUAGAAGAAAGAAGUCACUGUUUAUCCUCCAAAAUGUAAUAAUGGUGAGCUUAGUGCUUAAUAUACUAUAACAGUAUUUUAAAUCAUAAUAAUAUCAUUAUGGGCUUCAGGAGUUUUUAUAGAAUAUCCAAAUAUAGGAAUAGGAUUUUCUAUAGUUGUAUAUUUACUUUACUUUGUUGAAUCUUUUAAAUGUAACACUUUUAAACAACUUUUUCAUGCAAGAGAGCAGGAAAGAUUUGUAAAAGAUGUAAAACAUUAUAAAGAAGGGAAACCAGAGCUUUGCCUCGAUAUUAAAUGCUAUGCAAGUAGUGAUGAGUAUGGAUCAGAUACAAACUAUACUUAUAUGGAAGAACUCAAAUUUGAAUAUGAUUCUUAUGUUGAUAAAUCUCCUUAGCUUCCAAAUUUAUUUGAAACAUAUUCAAUAAUAAGAGUGUAAAAUAUAUUAACUUUUUCAUAUAGUGAUUAACUCUCAGAGUACUACUUUGAAUCUAUGAGAAGGAAUGCUCUUCAUAGAUGUUACAUGAAGAGUAGUUGCGUAAAAUAGUUUAACAAUUCAUAGGUUCCUGGUCUAGUUGAUCACAUGAUAAUUAGAUAAAAUACAAUACCAAACUUCUUCUAUUCUUGGAUGACAUACUCAAUAUUUACUUUAGUAGGAUUGACUUUUGUCUAUAGAAUAAUUUUAAAUAGUCGUACACCAUUUGUGUAGAAUUAUAUCCACAAAGUAAUUGAAGUGAAGUUCAAUCAUAAAAAAUUGUUAGACAAUUAACUGAGAUAGGCAGAAUUUUUAAAUUAAAAUAAUAAAAUAACAAAAGAAGAAUAUGAAGAAGUAAGAUCAUACUAUAGUAAAUACUAUUAUUAAAAAGAAUCAUUCUUAAAUGUUAAUUAUUAAACACAUGAAUUAUCCUCAGAAGGUUUUAUCAGCAAACAAACUUAACCUUCAGAAAUAUUAAAAUUCAAUAAUUAAUAUAAUCUUAAUAAAAAAGAUGCUGAAAACCUUCUCUGA
This is a messenger RNA of Tetrahymena thermophila SB210, 1122 nucleotides long. RefSeq names its product transmembrane protein, putative. The transcript has 2 exons. Lineage: Eukaryota; Ciliophora; Oligohymenophorea; Hymenostomatida; Tetrahymenidae. The record is from RefSeq and is a predicted model, not a curated record.